Messenger RNA from Pieris macdunnoughi, 333 nucleotides. Lineage: Eukaryota; Metazoa; Arthropoda; Insecta; Lepidoptera; Pieridae. The record is from the annotation of a GenBank genome assembly.
AUGUUGGAGCUUUCUAAGGUGUGCACUACUGGCUCCAUAUACCAAACUAUGCAGGCUCAGGGUCUGAAAAGGUCUGACAACCUAAGACAAGCGGUAUGGGAGUACGGAGUACCUACGGUAGGCCGUGGCGCGGUAAGGGCGAGCGCGGUCGAUGAGCCCGGUGGUAGGGGGCAGCACGGUGCCUGCUACGGGGCGAGGGGAGCCUCUCCCCGCAUCGCCCUUCUGCUUGCGCACACGUACGGUCGCGCCGCGCGUUCACUGAUGCGUCAUACUGCUAUCGAAGACGACGCGUGUUCUAUCCAUUCGGAACGACACUUCCCGCGCGCCAUGUGA